Messenger RNA from Centrocercus urophasianus (Greater sage-grouse), 4217 nucleotides. RefSeq names its product solute carrier family 12 member 2 (gene SLC12A2). Lineage: Eukaryota; Metazoa; Chordata; Aves; Galliformes; Phasianidae. The record is from RefSeq and is a predicted model, not a curated record. Gene Ontology annotation, biological process: potassium ion homeostasis; chloride transmembrane transport; potassium ion import across plasma membrane. Gene Ontology annotation, molecular function: ammonium channel activity; sodium:potassium:chloride symporter activity. Gene Ontology annotation, cellular component: membrane. The coding region runs from base 1 to 3465 and encodes 1154 amino acids. The transcript is spliced from 27 exons.
AUGGAGGGAAAGCAGCAGCAGCAGCAGCAGCCGCCUCAACGGGAGCCGGGCCCCGGCGAGCUGAAGGUGCCGGGGGCCGCGGGUGGAGAGCCGUGCUCCGAGGGGAAAGAUGCGGGUGCCGACACACCGGGCAGACCGCUGGGACCCACGCCGAGCCAGAGCCGCUUCCAGGUGGACCUGGUGGCCGAGGCGCCCCGCAAGGCCAACGGAGAAGUCGACGCGGCGGGGAAGGGUAGCGAGGAAGCCAAGGGCCGCUUUCGGGUGAAUUUCGUGGACCCGUCGGCCGGCGACGAGAGCCCCAGCGAGCCCGGCGCCGGCGGCAGCUCGGAGGGCGCCAACGUCAGCUUCCAGAACGGUGGCGACACGGUGCUGAGCGAGGGCAGCCUGCACUCCGGCGGGCACCACCACUACUACUACGACACCCACACCAACACCUACUACCUGCGCACCUUCGGCCACAACACCAUGGACGCCGUGCCCCGCAUCGACCACUACCGCCACACGGCCGCGGACCUGGGCGAGAAGCUGAUCCGGCCCAGCCUGGCCGAGUUGCACGACGAGCUGGACAAGGAACCCUUUGAAGAUGGCUAUGCAAAUGGAGAGGAAGGAACACCAGCUGGAGAUGCUGCUGCCACUUAUACACCUGACAGCAAAGGGAUAGUUAAAUUUGGGUGGAUAAAAGGUGUAUUGGUACGAUGUAUGUUAAAUAUUUGGGGUGUGAUGCUCUUCAUCAGACUGUCAUGGAUUGUAGGACAAGCUGGAAUAGGUCUGUCUGUUGUUGUUAUUGCAAUGGCCACUGUUGUGACAACUAUUACAGGACUGUCUACUUCAGCUAUAGCCACAAAUGGAUUUGUAAGAGGAGGAGGAGCAUAUUACUUAAUUUCCAGAAGUUUGGGACCAGAAUUUGGAGGUGCCAUAGGUCUGAUUUUUGCAUUUGCCAAUGCUGUUGCAGUAGCAAUGUACGUUGUUGGCUUUGCUGAAACAGUUGUGGAGCUCCUUAAGGAAAAUGGAACAUUGAUGAUUGAUGAAAUGAAUGACAUUAGAAUUAUAGGAGCCAUCACUGUGGUUAUAUUGUUAGGUAUUUCUGUUGCGGGAAUGGAAUGGGAAGCAAAAGCACAGAUAGUCUUACUGGUGAUCCUCAUACUUGCUAUUGGAGACUUUGUUAUAGGAACAUUUAUUCCUUUGGACAGCAAGAAGGCUAAAGGUUUCUUUGGUUAUAAAGCUGAAAUAUUUAUGGAGAAUUUUGGACCAGAUUUCCGAAAUGAGGAAACUUUCUUCUCUGUGUUUGCUAUUUUCUUCCCUGCUGCAACUGGCAUACUUGCUGGGGCUAAUAUCUCAGGUGAUCUUGCUGAUCCUCAGUCAGCCAUACCUAAAGGGACACUGUUGGCUAUCUUAAUUACUACGUUGGUUUACAUGGGAAUUGCAGUAUCUGUAGGCUCCUGUGUUGUUCGAGAUGCCACAGGGAACAUUAAUAACACCAUUAUCACUGAACUGACCAAUUGUACUACUGCAGCUUGCAAGUUAAACUAUGACUUCUCAUCCUGUCAGAAGGAGUGUCACUAUGGGCUGAUGAACAAUUUUCAGGUGAUGAGCAUGGUAUCAGGGUUUGCACCACUCAUUUCUGCAGGCAUUUUUUCAGCCACUCUGUCAUCUGCAUUAGCAUCUCUUGUGAGUGCACCUAAAAUCUUCCAGGCUUUGUGCAAAGAUAACAUCUAUCCAGGAUUUCAGAUGUUUGCUAAAGGUUAUGGGAAGAACAAUGAACCACUGAGGGGAUAUCUUCUAACAUUUUUAAUUGCUCUUGGAUUCAUACUAAUUGCUGAACUGAACGUCAUUGCUCCAAUUAUCUCUAACUUCUUCUUGGCUUCAUAUGCCUUGAUUAACUUCUCUGUGUUCCAUGCUUCUCUUGCAAAAUCUCCAGGUUGGCGUCCUGCUUUCAAAUACUACAAUAUGUGGAUUUCUCUUGUUGGAGCCAUUCUGUGCUGCAUUGUGAUGUUUGUCAUUAACUGGUGGGCCGCGCUUUUAACAUAUGUCAUAGUCCUUGGUCUCUACAUUUAUGUCACUUACAAGAAACCAGAUGUAAACUGGGGAUCAUCAACUCAAGCUUUGACUUACUUGAAUGCAUUACAGCAUUCUAUUCGUCUUUCAGGAGUGGAAGAUCAUGUGAAAAACUUCAGGCCACAGUGCUUAAUUAUGACAGGUGCCCCAAAUGCACGUCCAGCUUUACUUCACCUUGUCCAUGCUUUUACCAAAAAUGUGGGCUUAAUGAUCUGCGGCCAUGUACAUAUGGGUCCUCGGAGGCAAGCCAUGAAGGAGUUGUCAACUGAUUUGGCUAAAUACCAGCGAUGGCUCAUUAAAAACAAGAUGAAGGCUUUCUAUGCACCAGUGCAUGCAGAGGAUUUGAGGGAUGGUGGACAGUACUUAAUGCAGGCUGCUGGAUUGGGUAGAAUGAGACCUAACACUCUUGUUGUUGGAUUUAAGAAAAAUUGGCGACAAAGUGACAUGAGAGAUGUUGAAACCUACAUUAAUUUAUUCCAUGAUGCCUUUGACAUUCAGUAUGGUGUGGUUGUCAUCCGCCUAAAGGAGGGUUUAGACAUUUCUCACCUUCAGGGGCAAGAAGAGUUACUGUCAUCCCAAGAAAAAUCUCCGUGUUCCAAGGAUGUCAUAGUAAAGGUGGAUUAUAGCAAGAAGUCUGAGACAGACACUUCUCUAGCUUUUGUUCCAUCGUCUAGUGAGAGAACUCCUGCUCUACAUAAAGAGGAGGACGAGGAUGGAAAGACUCCAACACAACCACUGUUGAAAAAAGAUUCAAAGAGCCCAUCUUCUCCUUUAAAUUUGGCUGACCAAAGGCUUCUUGAUGCUAGUAGUCAGUUUCAGAAGAAACAGGGCAAAAGCAAUAUUGAUGUCUGGUGGCUCUUUGAUGAUGGAGGUUUGACACUAUUGAUUCCAUAUCUUAUUACAACCAAGAAAAAAUGGAAAGAGUGUAAGAUAAGAGUGUUCAUUGGUGGAAAAAUAAACAGGAUUGAUCAUGACAGAAGAGCGAUGGCUACCCUGCUCAGCAAGUUUCGGAUAGACUUCUCAGACAUUAUGGUUCUUGGGGAUAUUAAUACUAAGCCAAAGAAAGAAAAUAUUGCAGCUUUUGAAGAAAUGAUAGAGCCUUUCAGACUUCAUGAAGAUGAUAAAGAGCAAGAAGUUGCAGAUAAGAUGAAGGAGGAUGAACCGUGGAGGAUAACAGAUAAUGAACUUGAACUUUAUAAAACAAAGACUUAUCGGCAGAUCAGACUAAAUGAGUUGCUCAAAGAACACUCAAGUACAGCUAAUGUAAUUGUAAUGAGUCUGCCAGUUGCACGAAAAGGUGCAGUUUCUAGUGCACUCUACAUGGCCUGGUUAGAAGCUCUUUCGAAAGAUCUGCCACCAAUUCUUCUUGUUCGUGGGAAUCAUCAGAGCGUUCUUACCUUCUAUUCCUAAGAUACUGCUCCUGAGACAGCUGUAAGGACAUGGUACUUAAGUGCCCUGGGAAGAGUGACUGAUGUGGUCUAUUGAUUAUUAACAUCACAAAGGCAAAAAGUGACUCUUCUUUCACUAUUUCACUGACUUGAAAGCACACAAGGAAAGUCAAUGUAUUUCUAAAGUUGUGACAUCUUCAGUUUUAUUCUAUAUUUUCUGUAAUUUAAUCUUGCUUAAUGGGGGAGGAUUCCUUGUUAGACUGAAGAACAAGGCAAGCUUUUUGUUUGCUAUUUGAAUAGCAGCAAUAAAAGUGGUUUAUUUUUAAUCAAUGAAAGGAUUAUAGAUUUAUAAAAGCCUUUUAGCCUUGAGGUGCCUUCUGAAAUUAACCAAAUCUCAUCCAUACAUCCUACUUUGUAAAUUUAUAUAGAAUGUCAAAAUCUGCCUUCAACUAAGACUUUAGAUCAGACUUUCUUUAGUUUUUAGUCUCUUCCAUAUUACAAUAAAAAUGAAUGCUGCUUUUUAGUCUUCCAUUGAGUUAUUAGUUCUUAGUACUGUAUGUUUUCUAUUGUCAGAAAGUUUUGUUGAUUUUUUUUUUUUUUUUUUUUUUUAAUUAUUAUUACUAUUAUAUCUGUUAGACUUUAAAUAAAAGCAAGAAUUGAGGCAGGUCAGUUGAACAAAGACAAAUCCUUGAUGUUGUCUGGACUUUGUUUUACUUUAACUGUUACAAAAUUUAGCUCUGUUCCAAAAUAAAACUGCUGUCAGAGAGGAUCCUA